Lineus longissimus is the source of this 720-nucleotide messenger RNA. RefSeq lists its product as uncharacterized. The record is from RefSeq and is a predicted model, not a curated record. The transcript is spliced from 2 exons. The coding region runs from base 1 to 720 and encodes 239 amino acids. NCBI's taxonomy places the organism in Eukaryota, Metazoa, Nemertea, Pilidiophora, Heteronemertea, Lineidae.
AUGGUGGAAUCGUGUGGUUUUACUGAAAAAGACGUCGAGAUCAAGUCACAACUCACUCAAACUAUGAGAGAUUCAAAAGACAGAAAGAAGGCAUUAAUUCCUAAAAAGGGCACUGAUGAGGAUAUCCACAUAUGUGUUGACAUAAAAGUAGCAAACCAAGCCAUAAUAAGGGGGAGACAUCCUACUCUCACGAUAGACGACAUUGCAGAUCAUCUCAAUGGCUGCACGGUAUUUUUUAAGAUUGACCUCCAUCAGGGCUACCUACAAUUAGAAUUAGAUGAGGAAUCGCUUCACAUUACGACUUUUGUGACCCACCUGGGUCUGUACAGGUCCAAAAGGCUGAGCUUCGGAAUCACUAGCUCUAGUGAGAUUUUUCAGAAAGCUGUCGAAGAGGCCACUGCUGGUAUCAAGCAGGUUUUGAACAUCUCAGAUGAUCUAAUCAUAGGUGGUAAAGGUCAACAAGAUCACGAUGAAGGUCUGAUCAAGGUGUUGGUAGCAUUGUUAGAAAAUGGUUUCACCAUUAACUUGCAAAAGUGUUUAUUUAGCGUGCCCGAGUUACACUUUUCCGGUAUGAAGUUUUCAAAAGAUGGUAUGCAACCCGAUUCGAGUAAAAUCGAUGCCUUAAUGAAGAUGGUGCCAUCAUCCAGUGUGCCAGAGGUACUCAGUUUAUUAGGUAUGUUGAACUACAGUUCAAGGUUUAUUCCAAAGAGACCAGGGUAA